Molecule: messenger RNA, 15632 nt
Organism: Monodelphis domestica (gray short-tailed opossum)
Lineage: Eukaryota; Metazoa; Chordata; Mammalia; Didelphimorphia; Didelphidae
Gene: SMG1
Product: SMG1 nonsense mediated mRNA decay associated PI3K related kinase
Biological process (GO): nuclear-transcribed mRNA catabolic process, nonsense-mediated decay; phosphorylation
Cellular component (GO): nucleus
Molecular function (GO): protein binding; protein serine/threonine kinase activity
Source: RefSeq, a predicted model, not a curated record
AGAGACUCUCGAUUCGGGCGGCGGCGCUUGGCCAUGUCGUGUCGGGGAAGGUAAUGAGCCGCAGAGCCCCGGGGUCUCGGCUGAGCAGCGGCGGCGGCGGCACCAAGUAUCCGCGGAGCUGGAAUGACUGGCAACCCAGAUUGACUUGAUGCAAAACAUCACAAAGGCUCCAUAUUAUACAGUAUGCGAUUUUUGAGAACUGAUAGUGCAUCAGCCGACCCAGAUAAUUUAAAAUAUUCAUCUAGAGAUCGGGGCAGUUCUGCCUCGUAUGGACUACAAUCUUCAAAUUCAGCUGUGGUGUCUCGUCAAAGGCACGAUGAUAUCAGAGUCCAUACUGACAUACAGAAUGACGAAAAAGGUGGCUACAAUGUCAAUGGAGGAUCUGGGGAAAAUACUUAUGGUCGGAAGUCGUUGGGGCAAGAGCUGAGAGUUAACAAUGUGACCAACCCUGAUUUCACCAGUAUUCAGCAUGGAAAUCGUGCUUUAGCCACAAAAGACAUGAGGAAAUCACAGGAGCGAUCGUUGUCUUACUCUGAUGAGUCUCGACUGUCAAAUCUUCUUCGGAGGAUUACUCGGGAAGAUGACAGAGACCGGAGACUGGCUACUGUAAAGCAGUUGAAAGAAUUCAUUCAGCAACCAGAAAAUAAGCUGGUACUAGUUAAACAGCUAGAUAAUAUCUUGGCUGCUAUACAUGAUGUGCUUAAUGAGAGUAGCAAAUUACUUCAAGAAUUGAGACAGGAGGGAGCUUAUUGUCUUGGCCUUCUUUGUGCUUCCCUAAGCUAUGAGGCUGAGAAAAUCUUCAAAUGGAUUUUUAGCAAAUUUAGCUCAUCUGCAAAAGAUGAAGUUAAACUUCUUUACUUAUGUGCCACCUACAAAGCACUAGAGACUGUAGGAGAAAAGAAGGCUUUUUCAUCUGUAAUGCAGCUUGUAAUGACCAGCCUACAGUCCAUUCUAGAAAAUGUGGAUACACCGGAAUUACUCUGCAAAUGUGUAAAGUGCAUACUCUUGGUGGCUCGAUGUUACCCUCAUAUUUUCAGCACAAAUUUUAGGGAUACGGUUGAUAUAUUAGUUGGAUGGCAUAUUGAUCAUACUCAGAAACCUUCUCUGACUCAGCAGGUGUCUGGAUGGUUACAGAGUCUGGAGCCAUUUUGGGUAGCCGAUCUUGGAUUUUCUACCACUCUUCUUGGUCAGUUUCUGGAGGAUAUGGAGGCAUAUGCUGAGGACCUCAGCCAUGUGGCCUCUGGGGAGUCAGUAGAUGAAGAUAUUCCACCUCCGUCAGUAUCACUACCAAAAUUAGCAGCACUUCUUCGAGUAUUCAGUACUGUGGUGAGAAGUAUUGGAGAGCGCUUCAGUCCAAUCAGAGGUCCUCCAAUUACAGAAGCAUAUGUAACAGAUGUACUGUACAGAGUAAUGAGAUGUGUAACUGCUGCAAACCAAGUAUUUUUUUCUGAGGCAGUUCUGACAGCUGCCAAUGAAUGUGUUGGUGUUUUGCUUGGUAGCUUAGACCCUAGCAUGUCUAUACAUUGUGACAUGGUCAUCACAUAUGGAUUAGAUCAGUUGGAGAAUUGCCAGACUUGUGGUACCGAUUAUAUUAUCUCAGUCUUGAAUUUGCUCACAUUGAUUGUUGAACAGAUAAAUACAAAAUUACCAUCAUCAUUCGUAGAAAAACUGUUUAUACCAGCAUCUAAACUACUACUUCUGCGUUAUCAUAAAGAAAAAGAGGUUGUUGCUGUAGCUCAUGCUGUAUAUCAAGCUGUACUCAGCCUGAAGAAUAUUCCUGUUUUGGAGACUGCCUACAGGUUAAUUUUGGGAGAAAUGACCUGUGCACUGAACAAUCUCCUGCAUAACUUACAACUUCCUGAAGCCUGUUCUGAAAUCCAGCAUGAUGCUUUUAAGAACCAUGUAUUCAAUGUAGACAAUGCAAAAUUUGUAGUUAUAUUUGACCUCAGUGCAUUAACCACAAUUGGAAAUGCCAAAAAUUCUUUAAUUGGGAUGUGGGCACUGUCUCCAACGGUCUUUGCACUACUUAGUAAGAAUCUAAUGAUUGUGCAUGGUGACCUAGCUGUCCAUUUUCCUGCUAUUCAAUAUGCAGUUCUUUACACCUUAUAUUCACAUUGUACCAGGCAUGAUCACUUUAUAUCUAGUAGUCUUAGCUCUUCUUCCCCAUCAUUGUUUGAUGGAGCAGUAAUUAGUACUGUAACAACAGCCACAAAGAAGCAUUUCUCCAUCAUAUUAAACCUCUUGGGAAUUUUACUAAAGAAAGAUAACCUUAAUCAGGAUACCAGGAAACUGCUAAUGACUUGGGCUUUGGAAGUUGCUGUUCUAAUGAAAAAGUCUGAAACAUAUGCACCUUUAUUCUCUCUUCCAUCUUUCCAUAAGUUUUGCAAAGGACUUCUGGCAAACACCCUUCUUGAAGAUGUGAAUAUCUGUCUUCAAGCAUGCAGCAGCCUACAUGCCCUAUCAUCUUCCUUGCCAGAUGACCUUUUACAAAGGUGUGUUGAUGUAUGUCGUGUCCAGCUAGUCCAUAGUGGAACUCGUAUUCGGCAAGCCUUUGGAAAGUUGUUGAAAUCUAUUCCUUUGGAUGUUGUCCUAAGCAAUAGCAACCACACAGAAAUACAAGAAAUUUCUUUAGCUAUAAGAAGUCACAUGAGCAAAGCUCCAAGUAAUACAUUUCACCCACAAGAUUUCUCUGACGUCAUUAGUUUUAUUUUGUAUGGGAAUUCUCAUAGGACUGGGAAGGACAAUUGGUUAGAGAGGUUGUUCUACAGUUGCCAAAGGCUGGAUAAGCGUGACCAAUCAACUAUUCCACGAAACCUACUGAAGACAGAUGCUGUUCUUUGGCAGUGGGCUAUUUGGGAAGCUGCUCAAUUCACUGUUCUUUCUAAGUUAAGAACCCCACUAGGCAGAGCACAAGAUACAUUCCAGACAAUUGAAGGUAUCAUUAGAAGUCUUGCAGCCCACACAUUAAACCCUGAUCAAGAUGUUAGCCAGUGGACAACAGCAGACAAUGAUGAAGGACAUAGCAGCAACCAACUUAGGCUUGUUCUUCUUCUGCAAUAUUUAGAAAAUCUGGAAAAACUAAUGUAUAAUGCAUAUGAAGGAUGUGCUAAUGCACUAACUUCACCUCCUAAGGUCAUUAGGACAUUUUUCUAUACCAACCGCCAAACUUGUCAGGACUGGCUAACUCGGAUUAGACUUUCCAUCAUGAGAGUUGGAUUGUUGGCAGGUCAACCUGCUGUGACUGUAAGACAUGGCUUUGAUUUGCUUACUGAAAUGAAGACCAAUAAUAUAUCUCAGGGAAAUGAACUAGAAGUAACAAUUAUGAUGGUAGUAGAAGCACUGUGUGAACUACAUUGUCCUGAAGCCAUACAAGGACUAGCUGUAUGGUCCUCUUCAGUUGUUGGAAAGAAUCUUGUAUGGAUUAAUUCAGUGGCACAACAGGCAGAAGGAAGGUUUGAAAAGGCUACCAUUGAGUACCAGGAGCACUUGUGUGCCAUGACAGGUGUAGAUUGCAGCAUAACUGGAUUUGAUAAAUCAGUCUUGAAGUUGGCCAACUCGAAUAGUAAUAAUGCUAGUCCAAAGCAUUCUCUGAAUGGUGAAGCUAGAAAAACUGUCCUGGCUAAGCCAAGUGAUUCUUCCCCUGAGGUUAUAAAUUACUUGGGCAAUAAGGCAUGUGAAUGUUAUAUCUCAAUUGCUGAUUGGGCUGCUGUACAGGAAUGGCAGAAUGCUGUCCAUGACUUGAAAAAGAGCACAAGUAGUACUUCCCUCAACUUAAAAGCUGAUUUCAACUACAUAAAGUCACUAAGCAGCUUUGAGUCUGGAGAAUUUAUUGAAUGUACUGAACAAUUAGAAUUAUUACCAGGAGAAAACAUUAACUUGCUUACUGGAGGAUCAAAAGAAAAAAUAGUUCUUUGCUACUACAAAAAGCGCGACUAUAAAUAUUUUGAUAUGAAAAAACUACUUCCUAACAUGUUAAGUCCAGAUCCAAGGGAACUUCAGAAAUCCAUUGAAGUUCAGUUGUUGAGAAGUUCAGUUUGUUUGGCAACUGCUGUAAAUCAUAUAGAACAAGAACAGAAGUGGCAAUCUAUAACUGAAAAUGUUGUAAAAUACUUGAAGCAAACAUCACGUAUAGCUAUUGGACCUUUGAGGCUCUCUACACUAACUGUUUCACAGUCUUUGCCAGUUUUAAGCACUCUACAACUAUAUUGUUCAUCUGCUUUGGAGAAUACUGUGUCAAACAGGCUUUCAACAGAGGACUGUCUAAUCCCACUUUUUAGUGAAGCUUUGCGUUCAUGUAAGCAACAUGAUGUAAGACCAUGGAUGCAUGCAUUAAGAUAUACUGUGUAUCAGAGUCAGUUACUUGAAAAAAUUAAAGAGCAAACUGUUCCAAUUAGAAGUCACCUUAUGGAACUGGGCCUAACAGCAGCAAAAUUUGCCAGAAAACGGGGAAAUGUAGCACUGGCCACAAGAUUACUUGCACAGUGUAGUGAAGUCCAAUUGGGAAAAACUACUACUGCUCAAGAUUUAGUCCAGUAUUUUAAAAAAUUGUCGACACAAGGUCAAGUAGAUGAAAAAUGGGGACCUGAGCUUGAUAUAGAAAAAACCAAACUCUUAUAUACAGCAGGUCAGUCAACACAUGCGAUGGAAAUGUUGAGUUCUUGUGCCAUAGCCUUUUGCAAGUCUGCUAAAGCGGAAUAUGCAGUAGCUAAAUCAAUUCUUACUCUGGCUAAGUGGAUCCAAGCAGAAUGGAAAGAAAUUUCAGGGCAGUUGAAACAGGUAUACAGAGCCCAACAGCAACAGAAUUUCACAGGUCUUUCUACUUUGUCUAAAAACAUACAUACUUUGAUUGCACUACCAUCUGUCAAUGCAGUAGAAGAGGAAUAUCCCCGGAUUGAGAGUGAAUCUACAGUAAAUAUUGGAGUUGGGGAACCAGACUUCAUAUUGGGGCAAUUGUAUCACCUCUCUUCAGUUCAAGCUCCUGAGGUUGCCAAAUCUUGGGCAGCCCUGGCUAGUUGGGCAUACAGAUGGGGCAGAAAGGUGGUUGAUAAUGCUAGUCAAGGAGAAGGUGUCCGCCUACUACCUAGAGAGAAGUCUGAGGUUCAGAAUCUACUUCCAGACAACAUAGCUGAAGAAGAUAGAGAAAAAAUAUAUGGUAUUCUUGGUCAGGCUGUAUGCCGGCCAGCCGGAAUUCAGGAUGAAGAUAUAACACUUCAGAUAACUGAGAGUGAAGACAAUGAAGAAGAUGAUAUGGUCGAUGUUAUCUGGCGCCAGUUAUUGGCAAGCUGUCCAUGGCUUUCAGAUCUCGAUGAAAAUGCAACAGAGGGGCUAAUUAAAGUGUGGCGGAAAGUUGUAGAUAGAAUCUUUAGCCUCUACAAACUAUCCUGUAGUGCAUAUUUUACUUUUCUUAAACUCAAUGCUGGACAGGUUCCUCUAGAUGAAGAUGAUCCCAGAUUGCAUUUAAGUAAUAGGUCUGAACAGAGUACUGAUGAUGUUAUUGUAAUGGCAACAUUAAGAUUGUUGAGAUUACUUGUAAAACAUGCUGGAGAACUUAGACAGUAUCUGGAACAUGGCUUGGAAACAACACCCACUGCACCUUGGAGAGGUAUUAUUCCACAGCUUUUCUCCCGUUUAAACCACCCUGAAGUAUAUGUUCGCCAAAGUAUUUGUAACCUACUCUGUCGAGUGGCUCAGGACUCCCCUCACCUUAUCUUGUAUCCUGCAAUAGUGGGUACUAUUUCACUUAGUACUGAAUCACAGUCUUCAGGGAACAAACUUCCUUCUGCAAUUCCUACCUUGCUAGGCAAUAUUCAAGGUGAAGAAUUAUUGGGUACUGAGUGUGAAGGAGGAAGUCCCCCAGCUUCUCAAGAUAGUAAUAAGGAUGAGCCUAAAAAUGGAUUAAAUGAAGACCAAGCUAUGAUGCAAGAUUGCUACAGCAAAAUUGUAGAAAAGCUAUCUUCAGCAAAUCCAACAAUGGUGUUACAGGUCCAAAUGCUAGUAGCAGAGCUUCGCAGGGUUACUGUCCUUUGGGAUGAGCUUUGGUUAGGAGUUCUACUACAACAGCACAUGUAUGUUUUGAGAAGAAUUCAGCAAUUAGAAGAUGAAGUGAAGAGAGUCCAAAACAACAACACAUUGCGCAAAGAGGAAAAAAUUGCUAUCAUGCGUGAGAAGCACACUGCUUUGAUGAAACCUAUUGUAUUUGCAUUGGAACAUGUACGGAGCAUUACAGCAGCCCCUGCAGAAACUCCUCACGAAAAAUGGUUUCAGGACAAUUAUGGUGAUGCAAUUGAAAAUGCUCUAGAAAAAUUGAAGAAUCCAUCCAAUCCUGCAAAGCCAGGAAGUAGCUGGAUCCCUUUUAAAGAGGUGAUGCUAAGUUUACAGCAGAGAGCACAAAAACGUGCUAGUUACAUCUUACGUCUUGAAGAAAUUAGUCCUUGGUUGGCUGCCAUGACUAACACUGAAAUUGCCCUUCCUGGAGAAGUAUCUGCCAGAGAUACAGUUACAAUUCACAGUGUUGGUGGUACCAUCACAAUCUUGCCUACUAAAACCAAACCAAAGAAACUUCUCUUUCUAGGUUCAGAUGGGAAAAACUACCCUUAUCUUUUCAAAGGACUAGAAGAUUUGCACCUAGAUGAGAGAAUUAUGCAAUUCUUGUCUAUUGUGAAUACUAUGUUUGCUACAAUUAAUCGUCAAGAGACUCCUCGUUUUCAUGCUAGACAUUAUUCUGUAACACCACUAGGAACCAGGUCAGGUCUGAUCCAGUGGGUUGAUGGAGCUACACCUUUAUUUGGUCUUUACAAACGGUGGCAACAACGAGAAGCUGCUUUACAAGCACAAAAGGCUCAAGAUUCCUACCAAACCCCUCAAAAUCCCGGAAUAGUGCCUCGACCAAGUGAACUUUAUUAUAGUAAAAUUGGACCUGCCUUAAAAGCAGUUGGGCUUAGUCUUGAUGUUUCCCGUCGUGAUUGGCCUCUUAAUGUGAUGAAGGCUGUGUUAGAAGAACUAAUGGAGGCAACACCCCCAAAUCUUCUGGCUAAGGAGCUUUGGUCAUCUUGUACUACCCCUGACGAAUGGUGGAGAGUUACACAGUCCUAUGCAAGAUCUACCGCAGUCAUGUCUAUGGUUGGAUACAUAAUUGGCCUUGGAGAUAGACAUCUGGAUAAUGUUCUUAUAGACAUGACUACAGGAGAAGUUGUUCAUAUAGAUUAUAAUGUUUGCUUUGAAAAAGGUAAAAGCCUUAGAGUUCCAGAAAAAGUACCUUUCCGCAUGACACAUAAUAUUGAGACAGCCCUGGGUGUGACUGGAGUAGAAGGAGUUUUCAGGCUUUCUUGUGAGCAGGUCCUGCAUAUCAUGCGACGUGGAAGAGAGACUUUGCUUACAUUACUGGAAGCAUUUGUAUAUGAUCCCCUCGUCGACUGGACAGCUGGGGGAGAAGCAGGAUUUGCUGGAGCUGUCUAUGGUGGUGGUGGCCAACAAGCUGAAAACAAACAAAGUAAAAGAGAGAUGGAGAGAGACAUUACACGAAGCCUUUUCUCUUCCAGAGUUGCUGAAAUUAAGGUAAAUUGGUUUAAGAAUAGAGAUGAAAUGCUGGUCGUGCUUCCCAAGCUAGACAGCAGCUUAGAAGAAUAUCUGAACUUGCAAGAACAACUGACAGAUGUUGAAAAAUUACAAGGCAAACUCCUUGAGGAGAUUGAAUUCCUAGAAGGAGCUGAAGGAGUGGAUCAUCCUUCUCAUACUCUGCAGCACAGGUAUUCUGAACAUACACAACUGCAGACUCAGCAAAGAGCUGUUCAGGAAGCAAUCCAGGUGAAACUGAAUGAAUUUGAACAGUGGAUAACACAUUACCAGGCUGCAUUUAAUAAUUUAGAAGCAACACAACUUGCAAGUCUUCUUCAAGAGAUUAGCACACAAAUGGACCUUGGUCCUCCGAGCUAUGUACCAGCAACAGCUUUUCUUCAGAAUGCUGGUCAGGCCCAUUUGAUCAGCCAGUGUGAACAGCUAGAGGGAGAGGUCGGUGCUCUUCUACAGCAACGGCGGUCAGUGUUAAGAGGAUGUCUUGAGCAGUUGCAUCACUAUGCAACUGUAGCUCUUCAAUACCCCAAAGCAAUAUUUCAGAAACACCGAAUUGAACAAUGGAAGACUUGGAUGGAAGAACUUAUCUGUAACACAACAAUAGAACGUUGUCAGGAAUUAUACAGAAAAUAUGAAAUGCAGUAUGCUCCCCAACCUCCUCCAACAGUAUGCCAAUUCAUAACUGCCACAGAAAUGACUCUUCAGCGUUAUGCUGCAGAUAUCAACAGUCGACUUAUAAGACAAGUGGAAAGGUUGAAGCAAGAAGCUGUUACUGUGCCAGUUUGUGAAGAACAGUUGAAAGAAAUUGAACGUUGUAUUAAAGUUUUUCUACAUGAAAAUGGAGAAGAAGGGUCUUUGAGCCUAGCAAGUGUUAUUAUAUCUGCCCUCUGCACCCUUACAAGGCGUAAUCUAAUGAUGGAAGGUGCUGCAUCUAGUGCUGGAGAACAGCUUGUUGAUCUUACUUCACGGGAUGGAGCCUGGUUCUUAGAGGAAUUGUGUAGUAUGAGUGGAAAUGUUACAUGUCUUGUUCAGUUAUUGAAGCAGUGCCAUCUGGUCCCACAGGACUUAGAUAUUCCUAACCCAGUGGAAGCAUCUGAAGCAGUUCACUUAGCUAAUGGAGUAUAUACUUCACUUCAGGAAUUGAAUUCCAACUUUCGGCAAAUAAUAUUUCCAGAAGCACUUAGAUGUUUAAUGAAAGGAGAAUAUACAUUAGAAAGUAUGCUUCAUGAACUGGACACACUUAUUGAACAAACAACUGAUGGCGUCCCUUUACAGACAUUGGUUGAAUCUCUUCAGGCCUAUUUGAGAAAUGCAGCCAUGGGAUUAGAAGAAGAAACACAUGCUCAUUAUAUAGAUGUUGCAAGGAUACUGCAUGCUCAGUAUGGUGAAUUGAUUCAACCAAGAAAUGGUUCAGUUGAUGAAACACCCAAAAUGUCAGCUGGUCAGAUGCUUUUAGUUGCUUUUGAUGGAAUGUUUGCCCAAGUUGAAACAGCUUUUGGCUUACUAAUUGAAAAGUUAAAUAAGAUGGAAAUACCUGUAGCUUGGCGUAAGGUUGAUAUUAUAAGGGAAGCCAGAAGUACACAAGUUAAUUUUUUCGAUGAUGAUAAUCACCGGCAAGUUUUAGAAGAAAUUUUCUUUUUAAAACGAUUGCAGACAAUUAAAGAAUUCUUCAGACUCUGUGGUACUUUCUCAAAAACAUUGUCAGGGUCAAGUUCACUUGAAGACCAGAAUACUGUAAAUGGACCUGUACAGAUUGUCAAUGUAAAAACACUUUUUAGAAAUUCUUGUUUUAGUGAAGAUCAAAUGGCAAAACCCAUAAAGGCAUUUACAGCUGACUUUGUGAGACAGCUAUUAAUUGGACUCCCAAAUCAGGCCUUAGGGCUUACCCUUUGUAGUUUCAUCAGUGCUUUAGGCGUAGAUAUAAUUGCUCAAGUGGAAGCAAAGGACUUUGGGGCUGAAAGUAAAGUUUCAGUUGAUGAUUUGUGUAAGAAGGCAGUGGAACAUAACAUCCAAAUUGGGAAGUUUUCCCAACUGGUCAUGAACAGGGCAACAGUACUAGCCAGUUCAUAUGACACUGCUUGGAAGAAACAUGACUUGGUUCGAAGACUAGAAACCAGUAUUUCAUCUUGUAAGACAAGCCUCCAGAGAGUACAACUGCACAUUGCCAUGUUUCAGUGGCAGCAUGAAGAUCUUCUUAUUAGUAGACCACAGGCCAUGUCAGUUACACCUCCACCUCGUUCUGCUAUUUUAACCAGCAUGAAAAAGAAACUUCAUACGCUGAGUCAGAUUGAAACUUCAAUUGCAGCAGUGCAGGAAAAACUGGCAACACUUGAAGCAAGUAUUGAACAGCGUUUAAAAUGGGCGGGUGGGGCCAAUCCUGCACUGGCUCCAGUCUUACAAGAUUUUGAAGCAACAAUUGCUGAAAGAAGGAAUCUUGUCCUUAAAGAAAGCCAAAGAGCAAGUCAGGUAACUUUCCUCUGCAGUAAUAUUAUUCAUUUUGAAAGUUUACGAACUAGAACUGCAGAAGCCUUAAAUCUUGAUGCUUCAUUAUUUGAACUUAUCAAACGCUGUCAGCAAAUGUGUUCAUUUGCAUCACAGUUUAACAGUUCAGUCUCUGAGUUAGAGCUUCGUUUACUACAAAGAGUGGGUACCAAUCUUGAACAUGCUAUUGGCAGCUCUGAGUGGCUUCUGUCAGCACACAAACAACUGAGUCAGGACAUGUCUACUCAAAGAGUGGUUCAAACUGAGAAAGAACAACAGGUAGAAACUGUCUGUGAAACAAUUCAGAACUUGGUUGAUAACAUUAAGACAGUUCUCACUGGUCACAACAGACAACUGGGAGAUGUCAAACAUCUAUUAAAAGCAAUGGCCAAGGAUGAAGAAGCUGCACUGGCAGAUGGUGAUGAUGUUCCUUAUGAGAACAGUGUCAGGCAGUUCUUAGGGGAAUAUAAGUCAUGGCAAGACAACAUUCAGACAGUACUGUUUACAUUAGUUCAAGCUAUGGGUCAGGUGCGCAGUCAAGAGCAUGUUGAAAUGCUGCAAGAAAUAACUCCCACCUUGAAGGAGCUGAAAACACAAAGUCAGAGCAUCUACAAUAAUCUAGUGAGUUUUGCAUCACCCCUAGUCACAGAUGCAACAAAUGAAUGUUCAAGUCCAACAUCAUCUGCUACCUAUCAGCCAACCUUUGCUGCAGCAGUUCGAAGCAACACUGGCCAGAAGACUCAGCCUGAAGUUAUGUCACAGAAUGCAAGGAAGGCAAUUCAGAAAAAUCUUGCCACAUCCGCAGAUACUCCACCAAGCACAGUCCCAGGAACAGGCAAGAGUAUUGCUUGUAGUCCUAAAAAGGCAGUCAGAGAUCCUAAAACUGGAAAAGCUGUGCAAGAAAGAAACUCAUAUGCAGUGAGUGUGUGGAAGAGAGUCAAAGCCAAGUUAGAGGGCCGAGAUGUUGAUCCUAAUAGAAGGAUGUCUGUUGCUGAACAGGUUGACUAUGUGAUUAAGGAAGCAACUAAUCUAGAUAACUUGGCUCAGCUGUAUGAAGGUUGGACAGCCUGGGUAUGAACGGGAAGACCACAGAUCAGUCUGGUUAAGUGAGGUCAGACAUCCACCAGAAUCAACUCGGCCUCAGGCAUCCAUAGCCACACCACAGUCGGUGGUGAUGCAUACUGGGGCUUAAUCUGAGGAAACCUAGGAAAUCUCGGUGCACUAGGAAGUGAAUCCUGCAGGAUAGCUGCACUCAGGGAUACGCUAAACACAAUGGUCUGCAACCCCAGGGUCAAGGGUGAAAGUUCAUCGCCUGAACACCACGAUUGUCUUUCUGCUACGGAACAGCUGCAAACGUGUCAGGAGGUUAGCUGCAGAAAGAAAUCCGAAUGCUACAGAGCGCAGAGUGAUUUGGAACUCCAUUCCACCUGACCCUGUGUGUACAAUCCAGGAAAUACCAAAGCCCGUUCAAAGAGAAACAGAAAACUGGGGCCAUGAAGAAAUCACAGCAAAGGAAGAUUUGAUGCAUUCAGAUUCUUGUGUUACACUUGUUGUGUGGCAGCAAUACUGGUUGGGUUGACCAGUAAGUUUAAAAAAAGAAAGAAAAAAAAAGGCUACGCAAUAUGAACUUCAGAAAUGGACUGAAAGCAGAGAGCUGUGUAACAGAUACACUGCAAUGGAAGAACUUCUGAAAUGAAGAAAAAGUCUGGGUUUCCCCUUUCCUCUACCUUUCCCUGCUCCUCUUUUCCCUACCCUCCCCCCUCCUCGUUUACCCCCUGCCCAUUCUCCUUUUUCCUCCUUUGCCUAGUCUAGUAGAUUAGCCAUAUUUCAAAUAAACUUUUAUUUCAAUCCUUGUAUUUCACGUACUUCAGUCUCAAUGCUGUUGACCUAGAAUCUUUUUUUGAAAAAUGAAAAUAUCUCCAAAAGCACUGAAAACAUUGAAAAUUCAAGGAUUACUUAAAGGUUGAAUGAUCACAUACAAAAUGUAAUUCUGGUUAUUUAAAAGUCAUUUCUGUGAUUCUAUCAUGUACAGUUUCCCAAAUUGUCACUGUGCAUUUAAAAGUAAUUAAUCUAACAGGCAUUUGAUUUAAUGUACACUUCCCUCUGCUAUUGUAGUAGUGUACGUAUGGGACGGGAGGGAUUUGGGGUGGGAGGGCUGUCAUUCAAAAUUUUCCCACAAACCUCAUUCUACCGUGAUUGCUGUAGUUUCUUUCAUAAAAGAGUAGCCAAUCCAAUGUAAUCUUUUACCUUUUUUAAAAACCAGGAUAGAAUAUCUAGUAGAGUUUUACAUUGUUGAUGACAGAUAAACAAUAAAGUGAUGUUCUGGUGGAGGUAGAGUGAUAUGGUUUUUUAAUUCAGUUUCCUCAUUUGAUACUUUUGCAAAAUAAAAAUUCCUUAGUUCAUGUGAUAUUUUAGGACUUUUACAUGUAAUAUUAGUAAGAGAAACCACCAACAUUUUGUUAAAUUAUUAAAGUUAUGUAUAGAGUGUGGUGCUUUAUUAGCAUAACUUUGAUAGUUUACUGUUCAGUAAUAUAUGACAGUGAACUCAUGAUCAAGGUUUCCUUAAAUUUAGUAUUGCAUUUUAAUAUUAAAGUCUUACUCAGUAAACCAAACCAUCCCAUCAAAAAAAUAAAAAUCCUGGCUAGAAUAUGAAUUUUCAAAUCAUAUAACACAAAACAAAAUUAAAACCUUAUAUUAACACAAAAGGGAAAAAAACCUGACAUCCAGUACAGAUUUCAAGCAUGUGGUAAAUUUUUAGACAGUUUACUUUACAGUUUUCACAAAUUUGAAGUGUUAAAAAAAAUUCCAUAUGGUUACAAGUUUUUCUUAAAUUGCUUCAUUACUCUUGAUUUCUUAAUACUCAAGAGAAUGACACCUUAACACUGCCAUGUUGCAAGAAAGAUGGCAGUUGAAUAGUUAUGUGCCUAAUGAAAGAUCCUCUUAAAAUUUUACUUCAUUUAUAAUUAACCUUAUUUUAACAAAACUUAUGCUGGAAUAGUAAUGCCAUAAUGCAUUUUGCAUGCUGCUUUGUUUUCUAGGAGCUAAAAGAAUUGAUUUCAUCUCAUUUGUACUUCUUGCUAUCCAGAAAUGAAGUUGCUUGCAGAGAUGUUUUUAUUAUCAAAAUGAAAAAGCAAGGAAGAAUAUUUUAAAACAUAACCCAACACACAAAUUGGCCUUUACAUGUAGUAUUCAGAAAUGGCUUCCUCUUUAGUAAGGAAGGGAAUAAGAAAUUCCAAGAAGUAUCAGACUUCACAGAUGCCUUGGCACUUUAUCCCAGGUAAUAGUAAAAAAAAACUUUACUGUGAAAGAUAGUACCCAUAUACAUCUAGUAAAUUAUCUAUGCAUGGCCUUUGACAAAAUGGUCCCUUUAACUUUUAAGAAUGACAUCAAAACAAAUGUUUUUCUUUCGGAAAUAUUAACAUAUGGCUCCAAAUGUAUAUUGACAUUUCCUGCACAGCAGUUUGAUUUCUUCAUGGAAUUUAAAUUUCAAAUGGCCUUGCAGUUUUAGACUUCUAUAAGAAUAUUCACUAGUAUUUUCAAAAUAGUGGUGUAGCAGAUCAAAUAGGUCUAUAGAUUUCAUGUUUAUAGUAAAAUGUAAAGAUGAAGCACCUGUGAAACAUAAUUACAUUUGGUCAUAGACAAAAAUAAAAAUAGCUCUGGGAAACAAAGAUUUUUUUUAAUGAUUUAGAUUGAUAAGCAGCUCUUUUACUUUCUCAAGGCUCAAUUAUCCUCAGUGUUAUAUUGUCUUGAGUCAUGAAAUUGCCUGACCUCUUUUUUUAAUGUUUACUUGAAAAAACUGGAGGUAUACUAGUCUGUGGAAUACUUCUAGAAAUUCCACUACUCUUUAUUUGUUCCAUUUUGUUCAUGACUAUUUCUUAUGCAGUUUUCUUGAUGUUUAGGUUAUUUGGAUAACAGUCUAGAUUUGAUCCUAUGGUCCUUGUACAUAGUUCUUAUUGAGGUAAAUGGAAUUCUAUGUAGGGACUGAGAGACUAUAGGUAGAACUGUUGAUCCACUAUUUCAACCCAAGUCUUAAAUUCUUCAUUAGGUUUCAGAUACCAAAGUUUAAGGCUGAAACUAAGAUAUAAUCAUCCAACACUCGAAUUAAAGCCUUCUCUACCUUCUCAUGCUUCAGAUGCUUUUUCUAGUGUUGUAUGUUAUCCACAAUUUAGGGGUUUUCUCCAGUGUUUGGUCCAAUCUUUAAAAUGUAAGGAAAGAGCCAUUUUAAAUUUUUGAGCAGGGCAGUGUGAAUACAGCCAGAUAUUAGAGUAGAAGUAUAGUCCCAAGGCCCUUCUUAGGUUAUAAGCAGUACUUUAACCCUGGAAAGUCUUCCCCCUUCAGUUCACCUCUUUAUUUUUAUAAUUACUCUUGAAAGUUGCUUAUUUGAGCAGAACUAAAACAAAAGGAGCUGGUUCCUCUGCUAUGCUUCUUUUGGCAGUUCUUCCCUGCUUUGGGGACAUAAAAUAUUAUUCAGCCAGUUUCUUUAAUUGAGCCUAAUUGAACUACUCAUUCAAAAGAAAAAUGCAAAUUACUAUUAUCAUCCUUGAAUGUUUUUUACAUUAGAUAGCAAAAUCAGUGACCUAUUCUCAGUUGGCUUAUACAUUAUCAAAAUAGAAUUAAGAUUUUUAUUUUCCUUAAGCUUUGGAGGCAGAAUAUUGUUAAUAUAAGAUUCAGUGAAAUGAAGUGGCUAAUGCUUUAAUGUUUCAAAUUGGAAAGUACCUCCUUUGAAAAAAAACACAGUAGCUUAUCUAUAUAAAAUAAUUUUUUUUCCAAGAAAUAGGAUGGAAAAGAAAUUCACCAUAAUAAGAAGUUGUGUGGGUAUUGUUGCACUUUUUUCUGCUGCUUAAACCUGGGUUAGGAAUAGCAACAUUUCAACCUAACUAAACAAAGUGCAGGAAAACACUUGGCCUGGCCAAGAGAAUCUUUUAUUUAAAGAGGUGGAUUGUAAAACAAGAAGAUUCUAGAUCAAUUGGUUUUCCUUACUAAGUUGUUUGGGUUUAUUAGAAAAAAAAACUGUUGUACUAAUGUAAAAAUGAAAUGCAAUUGUUAGAUGUAUUUUUGAAAGUGGUAAAUGCAUGUUGUUCAGAAACAGACUUGUGGAAAGAUGCUUUGUUUUUAUUAAAACGGGCUGAUUUAAAUAUGAGCAUAUUUUUACAAUAUCAACCCUCAAAUAUUUUGUUCAGCUCAACACUUUAUACCCCUUGUCCAUUUUUUUUUCUGGCAAAAAACAGUUUUCUUUCUCUACCACUUAUAAUGGUAAUUACCAUAUGUGAUAUAAGUAAUUUUUCCAUUCACUCUUUGUGAAGACAAAUAAUUUUAAGUUAACCUUCCUUUUUUCAUAAUAGAACUAUAUAAAAGGAUGUGACUGCUCAGUACAAAGGUUGUAUUACCUUCCCAAGGGAUAUCAUUUUGUGAGUGUAUUAAAGAUUAAAAGUUUACUUAAAUCACACCAACUUCCUGAAAAUGUUGAUAAAGCAACUUUUGGAAAAAAAUUUACAAGCAUACUUUGUGCAUACAUGACAUCAACAUGGUAAAGACUGUAUAAAAUACCUUUUACAAAAAAAUAAAGAUUUAAACUUAACUGG